Vigna radiata var. radiata (mung bean) is the source of this 2469-nucleotide messenger RNA. RefSeq lists its product as uncharacterized. Gene Ontology annotation, molecular function: RNA-DNA hybrid ribonuclease activity; nucleic acid binding. The record is from RefSeq and is a predicted model, not a curated record. Lineage: Eukaryota; Viridiplantae; Streptophyta; Magnoliopsida; Fabales; Fabaceae. The transcript has 3 exons. Bases 1 to 2469 code for a protein of 822 amino acids.
AUGUGUGUGGACUUCACUGAUCUCAAUAAAGCAUGCCCUAAGGAUUCUUAUCCUCUCCCCAAUAUUGAUUGGUUGGUAGACAGAGCUUCCGGACACAUCGUUCUAAGUUUUUUAGAUUCCUACUCGGGGUAUAAUCAAAUCCUGAUGUACGCCCCGGAUCGAGAAAAGACGGCCUUUAUCACAGAGCAAGCCAAUUACUGCUAUGAGGUCAUGCCGUUCGGUCUCAAGAAUGCGGGCGCCACUUAUCAACGCCUAAUGGAUAAAGUCUUCCAUAAUCAGAUAGGUCGUUGCAUGAAAGUAUAUGUUGACGAUAUGGUAAUCCGAAGUCACACACAUCAACAGCACCUCAAAGAUUUAGAAGAAGUCUUUCAACAACUCAGACACUACAACAUGCGUCUAAACCCCAGCAAAUGCACUUUCGGGGUGUCCGCCGGAAAAUUCUUGGGUUUCAUGUUAACCUAUCGAGGAAUAGAAGCAAAUCCAGAUAAAUGUCGGGCGAUAUUGGAGAUGAAGAGUCCCACUAAGUUGAAGGAUGUCCAAUGCUUGGUCGGGCGUCUCACAGCCCUAUCACGAUUCAUAUCGAGGCUUUCUGAUCAUAUCAGACUUAUCCUAAAGAACAUGAAAAAGGAUGUACCUCGGCACUGGGAUAACGAUUGCGAAGAGACCUUCUCUAAAGUAAAAAGCAUUCUGACCAGUCCACCUAUCAUGGCUCGUCCAACUGAGGGGUUCGAGUUACAACUCUACUUGGCUGCAUCCAACCAUUCGGUAAGUGCAGCUCUCAUCCAGGAAAGCCCAGACUUUAAGCUGAUAUAUUUCACCAGCCGAACCCUGCAAGGUGCAGAGGAAAGAUAUUCUCAGGUGGAAAAGGUGGCACUAGCCUUACUAACAGCGGCACGACGACUCCGACCGAAGUCUGACUUGGCGGGGAGGAUUGUAGCAUGGGCAAUUGAGCUAUCUGAAUUCGGCCUAAGAUAUGAACCAAAAGGUUCCGUUAAAGGUCAGCACCUAGCUGAUUUUGCAGCUGAAAUCUAUCGUCCGGAGGAACCCAACAUUUGGCAUCUAAAUUUAGAUGGGUCUUCAGACAGAAAAGGAGGAGGAGCCGACGUCGUGCUCGAAGGACCAGACGGCCUACUGGUCGAACAGGCGGUCAGCUUUAACUUCCAACUUAGUAAUAACCAGGCAGAAUAUGAAGCUCUCAUUAGCGGAUUAUUGUUGGCCAAAGAGUUGGAAGUCAAUCAUCUGGAAUGCAGAAUGGAUUCUCAACUAGUUGUGGAACAGCUCAACGGAACUUUCCAGGUCAAGGACGAUCACUUGCUACGCUAUUAUCACAAGGUUAGUGAUUUAAUCAAAUCAUUUACCAGUUUUUCUGUGACCCACAUACCCAGGGCACAAAACUCCUGGGCGAAUCUGUUGUCGAAGUUGACUCACUCCCGCAAGAAGUCUCAACUUUCUUCGGUGAUCAAAACCACACUGCAUAAGCCGUUGUUGGAAGCAUAUACCACUAACGUGGCUACACCGCGAAAUGAUUGGCGGCAGGACAUAAUUCAACUGAUGGUCCAACAAGAACAAGGCGGACGGCUCAGUAUCACUGAUUCUAAACGAAUCGCCCGUUACAUAUUUGUGGGUGAUGAUUUGUACCGUCGAGGUUAUACUACCCCGUUGCUGAAAUGUCUAUCCGAUGAAGAAGCUAAAUACGUCAUGCAAGAAUUACAUCAUGGCGUUUGCGGUUCACAUUCAAGAAAAAGGAUGCUGUGGGCCAAGAUUCUACGAGCCGGUUUCUACUGGCCCUCUAUGGAGCAAGAUUGUGCGACAUUCGUACAGAAAUGUAUCUCCUGCCAGUCUCAUGGACAUAACUUACGAAUUCCUCCCUCUGAACUACAUGAAAUCAUCUCCUCGUGGCCCUUCGUGCAGUGGGGGAUGGAUAUAGCCGAACCGCUACCGGUCGGCAAAGCACAAUGCAAAUACCUCUUGGUCGCGGUCGAUUACUUCACCAAAUGGAUUAAAGCAGAGACCCUCGCAAUAAUAAGUGCUCAAAAGGCUGAGGCAGCCAACAAAUCCAUUAUUUCCGAGUUAAAGAAGAGAUUGGGGUGUGCUAAAGGAUUGUGGGUCGAAGAGUUGCCUGAAGUGCUUUGGGCGUACAAGUGCACACCGCAUGGUUCAACGGGCGAAACCCCCUUCAACCUCACUUAUGGCACAGACGCAAUGCUUCCGGUCGAGAUUGGCGAACCGACAAUACGACGAGAGAUGCAAGAUAUGAACCUCAAUGAAAACCAGCUGAGGGUUAACCUAGACACUCUACCCGAAAAGCGUGAAGUGGCCAUGAUACGAAAUGUAGCUCAAAAACGACUACUUGUGCGGCGAUACAACACGAAGGUCAAACCACGAAGCUUUACCGCAGGCGACCUUGUUUGGCGAAAGAGAGGCGAAGCUCGCAAAGAAAAAGCGUAUGGCAAGCUAUCAGGCAACUAG